Molecule: messenger RNA, 7208 nt
Organism: Hyla sarda
Lineage: Eukaryota; Metazoa; Chordata; Amphibia; Anura; Hylidae
Gene: KDM4C
Product: lysine demethylase 4C
Exons: 23
Coding region: 575-3754 (1059 amino acids)
Biological process (GO): chromatin remodeling
Cellular component (GO): nucleus
Molecular function (GO): histone H3K9 demethylase activity; histone H3K36 demethylase activity
Source: RefSeq, a predicted model, not a curated record
UUAACCCCCUGUAAUCUGGUAACUCCUUGACGUCACGCUCGCGACGUCAUCAACCUCAGCCGAGACAGCCGUGGAAUCGGAGAGCAGCGACGCAACCGACUUGUUGCAGUGUCUGACGCGAGUCCGGUGGACCGGAGAGGCGACAAAAUCUGACAGGAAGUGCGGCCCAGACUACAACUCCCAGAAGUCAGUGCGGCUAUAUAUAAUGACUGCCAGCUAAAUAUCUGUGUGCAUGCUGUGUUGUUGUAAACACACAGUGAGAAUCACACACUGCACAUGUCUUCUUUUAAAAUAUGCCCCCCCCCCUUGCAAUAAAUCGUGCUGGGCUCUGAAUGGCAGCAGUCAGUGACUAGUUCUACAGCGAGCAAAGAACAGCGUUAUGUGCUGAGUUGUGACUGAGAAUCUUCACAGGAGACACUGGCAAGAUCCUGUAAAGCUGUGAAGCCAGACAGAAAUCACGUGGUCUUUGUCUUCCAGGAGGGUGGGAGCUAGUCUCAGUGAGGGUUUUGGACAAAGACAAGGUGGAUCUGACAUCUUUCCUUCACUUCCUGCAUUGUAACCCAUAUUAUUAAUAAUGAAUGCAAGAGACUCUGAUGAGCAGAACUCUGCAUGCAAAAUUAUGACCUUCAGGCCAACAAUGGAAGAAUUCAGAGACUUCAACAAGUAUUUGGUGUAUAUGGAGUCUAAAGGAGCACAUCGUUCUGGCUUGGCAAAGGUGAUUCCUCCAAAGGGAUGGAAGCCAAAGAGGCAUUAUGAUGACAUAGAUGACCUUGUCAUCCCUGCGCCAAUCCAGCAGAUGGUCACAGGCCAGUCUGGUCUCUUCACACAGUACAAUAUUCAGAAAAAGCCGAUGACUGUAAAAGAGUUCAGAAGACUUGCCAAUAGUGAUAAAUACUGCACUCCAAGAUACAUGGAUUAUGAAGAUUUGGAGCGUAAAUAUUGGAAAAACUUAACAUUUGUUGCUCCAAUCUAUGGGGCAGAUGUCAAUGGAAGCCUUUAUGAUGAAGACAUAGAGGAGUGGAAUAUUUCACGCCUUAACACAAUACUGGAUGUUGUAGGAGAACAAUGUGGGAUUUCAAUCGAGGGGGUCAAUACACCGUAUCUCUAUUUUGGAAUGUGGAAAACUACAUUUGCCUGGCACACUGAAGACAUGGAUCUUUACAGUAUAAACUACCUCCACUUUGGUGAACCCAAGUCAUGGUAUUCCAUACCACCAGAACAUGGGAAGAGACUGGAAAGGCUAGCUCAAGGUUUCUUUCCCAGUAGUUGUCAAGGAUGUGAUGCUUUUCUCAGACACAAAAUGACACUUAUUUCGCCUUCAAUACUAAAGAAGUAUGGUAUUCCUUUUGAUAAGGUUACACAAGAAGCUGGUGAAUUUAUGAUCACUUUCCCAUACGGGUAUCAUGCCGGUUUCAAUCAUGGCUUCAACUGUGCCGAAUCAACAAAUUUUGCUACAGUUAGAUGGAUUGAUUACGGAAAAAUAGCCAAACUGUGCUCAUGCAGCAGCGACAUGGUGAAAAUAUCCAUGGACAUAUUUGUAAAAAUGUUUCAGCCGGAGAAGUAUGAGAUUUGGAAACAGGGAAAAGACAUCUAUACUAUUGACCACACAAAACCUACUAUUGAAUCAACACCAGAAGUAAAGGCGUGGAUGACUAGAAGGAAAAGAAGAAUGAAGAAUGCUUUAAAAAGCCUUCAGCAUACCACAUCUCGUUCUAAGAGGCUUAAGACUCAGGAGGACAAGAAAGUAUCAGCCAUGGUAGUCGGGGCAGAAAUCAUAGCUGCUGAAGCUGCUACAGAUCCUUUCAAGGUCAAUGAAAAACCCACAGAAAAUGCAGCGUUAGUAAACAAAGAGGAGCCUUCAAGGGAUGAGAAGAACAUUAGAGAAGUGCAUCUGGAUCACAGUUUAUUGAAUAAUAUCCAGGACCAAGGUUGUCCUCCUGUUCCCGUGGAUCAAGACCCAAAGCCAGAAGAAACAGAUAACUAUGACCUCAGUUUAGCUGCUUCAGGUCUGGCAGAGUUGUGCGGUUCCUAUGUGCAGUCUUCUCCAGCUAUAGUAGAAGACAGCAAAUAUUUACUGGAAAAGAAUGACCAAAAAGCGUUCACUCAGAAGACAGAACCAUAUCAUUUUUCAGAGGCCGAGAAAGAAGAGAGUAGCAGCUUUUCUAGUGUCGGAGACGAGGAUGAUGGCAGUGACCUGGAAGUUGCUGAAUGUGGCCUAGAACCUGGGGAAGUUCCUAGCUUGAUGAAUGAUGAUGGUUGGGCUGAGAACAAUGGAAAGAAACAUCAAAGGGCAAAAAGUUGGAGACUUCCACUUGGCAAACCUCCUUCUAGAUCUCUAAUGACAGUGGUUAAAGAGCAGGCAACUAGUGAUGAAGAAUUUCAAGACUAUUCCGGUGAAACAACUGAAGAGACUGAACUUUGGGCAAAGCCUCUCCUUCACCUCUGGCAGACCAAGGUGCACAGUUUUGCAGCUGAAAAGGAGUAUAAUGAAUCAGUCUCUAAACUGAAGCCAUAUUGUGCCAUCUGCAGUGUUUUUUUACCUUACUAUAAGUCGGAAACUUACAAUGAUGAUGUGCAAUCUUACUGGGAAACUGUGUCAAGCGAAAUACCACGAUUUGAGCCAAGAACAAAACCUCUGAUCCCUGAAAUGUGUUUCCUAUACAGUGAAGAAAACACAGAGUAUGCACUCUCAAAUACCUUUAUUGACGAUGAUGGAAAAAGUCAGCUGAUUGCAUGCACAAAAUGUAGUGUACAGGUUCAUGCAAGUUGUUAUGGUGUUCCUUCCCAUGAAAUUCAUGAUGGAUGGAUGUGUUCUCGAUGUAGAAUUGGAGUUUGGACAGCAGAAUGUUGUCUCUGCAGUCUACGAGGGGGUGCUCUCAAGCAAACAACGGAUAAUAAAUGGGCACACAUAAUGUGUGCAAUUGCUGUCCCAGAAGUAAAGUUUGAAAACGUUAUGGAAAGAUCUCAAGUAGACACCAGCAGAAUUCCUCUUGAGAGGUUAAAAUUGAAAUGUGUUUUCUGCCGACAAAGAGUUAAGGACUCUCAUGGAGCUUGUAUCCAGUGUUCAUAUGGACGGUGUCCCACAUCCUUCCAUGUGACUUGCGCCCAUGCUGCUGGGGUAGUGAUGGAACCUGAUGACUGGCCCUUUGUAGUGUAUAUCACAUGCUUUAGGCACAUGAUCAAUCAGAACAUGAGAAACAAAAAUACCAAGAAGAAUAUAAUUGUUGGACAGACAGUGAUUGCAAAACACAGAAAUACAAGAUAUUACAGCUGCAAGGUUACAGAAAUAACUUCUCAGACCUUCUACGAAGUAGAGUUUGAUGAUGGAUCUAUAAGUAGGGACACGUUCCCAGAAGAUAUUGUUAGCAGAGACUGUCUUAAACUAGGUCCGCCUGUACUGGGGCAAGAUGUUCAAGUAAAAUGGCCUGAUGGAUUACUUUAUGGAGCUAAAUACCUAGGAUGCAAUGUUGUGUACAUGUACAAGGUUGAAUUUGAAGAUGGGUCCCAAAUUGUAACAAAGAGAGAGGAUAUUUACACAAUGGAUGAAGAACUGCCUAAGAAGAUCAAAUCUCGUUAUUCCAAAGCUUCAGACAUGAAAUUUGAAGAUGCAUUUUAUGGGGAAGAAGUCAUUAAAGGUGACAGGAAAAGACAGAGAGUGCUCAACGUGAAGUUCAAAAAUGAAUAUGUAGAUGAUCCUGGAUAUCGCACAUUUCUUAAGAGUUCAUUCCAAAAGAAGACCCACAAGGGACAAUAACGGACUGUAACCACAUGCAAUUUAACAGACCUAAGUUUGGAAACAUUUGUUACAGCAUUUGCACUACAUCCAUAAAGAAAUACGUUGGACUGAAAGGGCAUUCUGGCUCAAUCUCCUUAUCAAAUGUUCUGUUUAUACAUGACAUUUACAUGCUUGCAGUGGAAACUUAGUAAUUGUUGACAUUAUGUCUUCUGUUAGAUAGUGGCCCAUAGUAUAGCAUUCCUUUAAAUAAUGUUUGGGAUAUAAAGGGAAAGACUUCAGACUUCUGGCAAGCUCAGGAAACCAUGUGCUCCUAAAAUAUAACCGUGUCUUACCAGCCUUGAAGUCUUUUGAAUGUUUUUGGAGAUGCCUACAGGUUGUACGCAUGUUUAUAUUGGUGGCACCAGGUACCCAUUUAGAAAGGUUAUAUAUACAGACAUUGCACUGUAUACCCUGCUGAUCAAAACUGUUAGCCCUAUUAGAUCAUUGAUUUUUUAUUCAUUGACCUUUUGGUACAGUAGUUAUCUUUGUGGCCCUUUAUACCAUAUCAUCUCUAGUACCUUUCGUUUUUCCUUAAAUAUUCUGGUUCAUGUAGUUACCUACAGGUAACAGUUAUGACGUCUUAAGAAGCAUUGACUUGGAAGCUACUUUAGUCACUCAGGGCUACAUGUUGUCAGGAUACAUAAAUUGAUGUUCUACAACAAAACUGUAAAUAUGAGUUGUCUUACCAGCAUUUAUUAUGGAAAACAUUACAAUUCUCAUCAGAAAAUUUAGUGCACCUGCCAUCUGCAAAAACUUUUUAUCUAAUGUAGAUAAUAACAUUUAUAUGUAUGUUUGUAAUAUACAUUGGUUGAAAAAUGUAUAUUUUGGAUAAAUAAAAUGCUGUCUUGUCCCUUCAGAUAUUGCCUGUGUGCAGGAAGUGUGGGAGGACCAGCAGGGCUCUGUGCAGUGAGGCUUUGUGAUAUGCUCCCAGCUCACACAGAAGGCUGAUUGACAAGCCAGAAGCCUGCACAGAGCCCUGCUUCUCCUGCUGACACAUAGGCAAUAGCUGCAGCAGCAUUUUUUAUUCCAAAAUACACACCUUUUUAACAAAUGUAUAUUACCAAUAUACAUAUAAUGUUAUUAUCUACAUUAUGACAGUGCCCAUUUAAAGGUCAAUAUUCUGAUUAAAAUGUACAUAUCCAUAUGUAUGCUUGUGCCACAUAUAGUGAUUUUUUUGUGUGGUUUUUUCUUGUAUAAGGAUUCAUAUCCCCUUGUUUGAGUGGUCCAGUUCACCUACAGUGCACUUUUCCAAUAUGCACUCCACAUGUAUAUGUAAGGUUUGUGAAGCAAUAAGAAAUGUUUUUUUCUGACAAGUGGGGAAAUCCUUGUCUUCGGACUAUACUUACCACUGUUUUACUUCUGGUUUUACAGAGAUUUGUUGAGCAACUAAUUCAUUUGUAUAUAUCCAAUUUCAGAAGCCAAAUGAAAAAUGGUGAAGAACUCUCAUGAAUAAAAUUAUUUAAAGACUAUUUUGUUAAGAGUUUCAUAUUUAUUUAAUAAUUUACAAUUUUACUGUCAAAGUGGUAUAUCCACAUCUACAUUGAACAACUUUUUAGUUACGUUUUCUUUGUUCAUACUGAAAUCUCUUUCAAAGAUUGUCAGCUUUACUCAGGAAUGGCCACUAGUCCUUGGCAAAUAAAACUUGAUCAUAUUGCGUUCGAAAAUAUGAUUUCAAUUGUUUUGUGAGACAUUUGGCUACAUAAUUUGGCAUUAUACUAAACUGAAAAGUGUCUAACAACAGAACUGAACAUGUUGCACUAGAUAAACAUGUUGAAAGGCUUUAUAUAUUUCUAUUGCACUUAUGCUCAUUUGAAACAGCAAGAGUGUACUUGAAACUCAAAUGUAAUGAGAACCGAUAUGUAAAAAAGUGCUGAGUUAGUUUCCUUGGUAUGAACCAGUUGAGGCUGCAUUAAAUUUUGGUCCAACCACUUCUUAAGGAUGGCAUCAUCCCCUAGUUAACAUGGGGUAAUGUAUGGUAAUUAAUACAUUACUAAAAAUGUUUUAAAACAGGUUCUAAAGAGUUGAACAAAUAUUUACAUAUUGCUGGAGCCUUAGAAAAAUUGAAAAAAAGCUAUACUUAUCUGGCAGCUCCCAUUCAGCACCUUUCAGUCUCCUCAUGCGUUUGUCCUCCUGAGAGGAGCAAUCUGAGCAGGAACUGCCCAGCUAGCCAAUUACUGGCGGCAGAAGACUAUCUUGGCUAUUGUUUGGCUAAAUGUAAUUAUAGAUUUUUAUUUUUCUAAUGUUUUUUUUUUUUUUGUCAAGCACCAGAAUUUAAAGAAACCCUCACUCAGAAAGUAGACAUUAGUUCAUGGCUUCAAAUAACCUAGAGAUACAACAGAGAAAUGAGAAGUGUGUGGUUUUCAAUGUUCCAACACUUUUCAGUUGUUUGCAUUUGGUUGUUUUCUUCUAGCAAUUCCUCAGUUUCUUUUUUUGUUGUGCAUAUUACACACUUUUUUCACACAUUAUGAAUUUGAUGUCAUGUGUACGUACCGUAUAUCAACCUUUUAAUAAACUUGUGCAAAAAACGUUUUUUUUUUUUGUGCAUUAAGCAACAGAAUAUAACAAAAUUUUCAAUUUACAAAUAGCUUUUGAUGGGGUAAUCUAUUUUAAUUUUUUAAGCGGUUAGGUAUGUGGAUAAUGUCAUUUUUUUUUUCUUUUUAAGGAAAGCUUAGGGUGGAGGGAAUAAUGACCUUAAAAACUAUUUUACUGCACUCUCCCAAGACAUUAUUACACAUUUAAUAACCAGCAUAGCCAAAAUUAUUACGCCAAAUGCCGACAAAAUAACUGUGUGAUUUGUACACCUGUAUGCAUAUGUGCCAUAAGAAAAUCUACCUUGUAAAUAUCCAAGAACUCCAGCCAUUUGUAAAUGGGAUUACUGGAACUGGUGAAACCACCUACAAGCACAACAAUUAUUUAAGUAUAUCUCCCCCACCCCUAAUACACACAUAUACUUUUUAUUAUUUGUGUGCAAUUUCUGUAACUGUAUGAAAUACAUUUUCUUAACUUUAAGCCUUUAGUUAGGUUUCUGCUCCUAAACAUUUUUGUCCAAGAAAUAUUAUUGCCUUUUGUUAAUUAUAAAACUUGUUGAAAUAAUGUUGGAAAAGAGUUUGACAUAAUAUAUUGAUGCUUUCCUUUGUUUUCUGUAAUUUAAAUAUUUAUGGUUAUGAAAUGAAUUGAAAUUUGUGACUCUCUUCUAGUAGAUUUUUUUUAUUUUCUUUUGUUAAGUUUGGGUGUUUAGCUAAGUUUAUAAAAUGAACCAUUAAAAUAAUUAAACUGCAAACAGUAGUUAUUAGUAGUUUUGAUAGGAAAUACAAAUGAUUUAAAAUGUGUCUUGAAAAUAAUAUAUUUCAUUGAAUUGACAUUCUCUAAGGACGCAAAGUCCUUACUGGAGUUGUACUCUUUUUUUCUACAAGAGAAUAAAUAAUUUUACUAU